Molecule: messenger RNA, 4153 nt
Organism: Cyprinodon variegatus (sheepshead minnow)
Lineage: Eukaryota; Metazoa; Chordata; Actinopteri; Cyprinodontiformes; Cyprinodontidae
Gene: leng9
Product: leukocyte receptor cluster (LRC) member 9
Exons: 6
Coding region: 1424-2950 (508 amino acids)
Molecular function (GO): metal ion binding
Source: RefSeq, a predicted model, not a curated record
AUUUGACAGUCAGCCAGUAUGGAGAGAUUUUAGUAUCACUAUUUGAUUUUAGUUUUUCUGAUCAAAUUGGCCAUUUAUAAAUAAAGUUUUUUUUUCUGUCAGAAAUGUUCUCAAUAGUGGGUUGGCUGUAAAACAAUAUGUAGGGACUGUCUGUUUAUUUUGUUAAAUCAGGAAAGAAAACAUCAUGUUUUUACUUAGGAAAUUGAACCAUGGUAUUGAGAAAAUUAUGUUUUUUUUUUUUUGUUUUUUUUUUUCUUCUUGCAUCUGAUUUUGUAGACAAAGUCUGGUUUAGAUGAAAAGCUAGACUUAACUUCAUCCAAGUAACCUUAGCUGUUUUUUUGGCACAUAUAGGUACAACCAAAAAUGUCAAAAUAUCGUGAUAAAUUGUUGGGAUGUAUAUUUGAUAACUAACUUUUUAUAUUUUCUUCAUUCAUGUGCACGUUAUUAGUUUUGGCACAAAGCUUUUAGUGUGUGUUGAGCUGCAAUAAAGGAGCUGUAUUAUCUACUUUUCCAACUAAUCACCAUUUCAGAAAGAAAAACAAGCUUGUUUUCCAACUUUCACCCUCAGCAGCUGGGAUUCCAGUUAAGCUAUGUCAUCAUGAGUCCAGAUUCUCUAAUACUGACACAGACAGCUGAUUUUUGAUGUAACGGCUGCAGACAUAUUUUCUCACUUCCUGACAGAAUGUUCUGCUGGGGCAGUUCCUGGCUUCAGUGACUCAAAGCUCAAGCCUCUGUCUCCCAAAGGAUGAGAGAUCAUACGGUCUGCUUCAACAUCUGAGUCCAUUACUUUCAAUCCAGAUAAAACUUCUGAAGAACAAGUAAAACAGAAAAAAAAAACCUGUUACUUCCCGGAUUUUCUGAUAACUGGAAUCAGGUCAAAUGCUUCCUGUCCAGCUGGGGUCAGCCCAAUUCUCCUAAAGACAGAACAGCAAUAGUUAAGGUAACUGAGCUGUGAGUUACAUUCAGUCCCUUCCCAAAAGUAAAACAUCAGGAUAUGCGUUUGGUGUGACCUCUCUACAUACUCUUCAUUCAUCAUGUUUGAAUCAUUCCCAGCUGUUAAACUGUAGGCCCUCUCAAGGUAUCGGAGGGGGGAAAAAAAUGAUAUGUUUUCAUGUUAGAAUCUUUGUUGUGUACAAGUGAUAAUUAGAGAAACAUUUAAACUACAAUAAAUGCUCAGAAAAUACUGGUUUUAGCAUAUUUAGGCUCUCAUUUUGCCUGGUUAAUUAAUCUUCUGCUUAGUUAGAGAGGUAUUCUCACUUUACUUUAAAACAGCUGAACAGCAUGUGCAUCUCUUGUUUGUUUUCUAAAGCUAAAUCAUCACGUUCAGUGACCUUUCAGCAACAAUGUCUGCCAGCGUGUUUACAUGCAGAGCCCAAAGCCUUUUUAAUCAACCUAACAGCACAUCCUCACCCUGUCUUGUUUAAUGUCGAUCUUAUUCAUAGAGUCUGCAGAGCAGAAGGAGGAAUCAAAAGUGUGCCAGUUUUUCCAGAUGGGAAAGUGCCGGUUCGGAAGCAAAUGCCGUUUAUCACACAGUGACUCAUCACCAUAUGAAUCGGCGGCACCAUCCGCUGACAUGGAUGACCAACAGAAUGUAGAGAAUUUGGAGAAACACAACAAGAAGAAGGGCACUGUGAACAAAGGGGCAAAGCCUAGAGACAACAAGGAUAAAGCAGAUGUGAACAAAAAGCCCCGUAUGCGCACAGCUGACGAUGUUAUCUCUCGCAUCCUGUGGGACCCAUCAGUAGAAGCUUCAGAUUUUGUGGUGGGCUACAUAGAUCGCUUCCUUGGCAUUCUGGAGCGGCCUUUCUGUGAAUUCAACUGGGACACCAACCCCUGUGAUUGUGACUACUCCACUGAGUUGGCUCUGCCCAGACACAGGAUCCAAUACUUUGCCUACAAAGGGCACCACGUUUGGGACCGACACAGCAGAACUGACAGGGUCUUUGGUUCCACCGGUCAAUCUUUGGCUCCCCCCUUUGGAAAGGAGGAGGAAGUAAAAGAGGAGAACCAUGCAGAGGAUCAAGAAGAACAAGAUGUUGGUUCUGAAAAGACAGAGGAGCAGACAGGUGCAGCAGGUGGUCAGGAUGAGGGAGAAACUCCUACCAGAACCAGGCAUGAAGAGGAGCUGGAAGAGAUUCCCGCUUCUCAGAAACAAAAGGAAACUUGUGGAUCAUGUGUUGCAGAGGAGGCUGAAAAUAGAAUCCAGCCAUCAUCCGAGCAAGAGUCAUCAUUUCAGGAAAAGGUCAUGAAGCUGAAAGAGGAAGAAGAAGAGCAGCUUGAUGAAGCCUGCGAAGAAAGUUUAGAGGCCGGCAAAGAGACGCAGAAUCCAUCUCUGAAGCAGGCAGAGCAGAAGAGUGGCAGUCGUCCUCCAAAGAAAAAACCCACUCACUUCAUCACCUUCCGGGCCAACACCCCUGCUAUCCUCUCCAGUUUCCAGCAGCUGCAGGAGGAGCUUACUGCCCUCCUUCCCUCCUCUGCUCCUUACUGGCACGCCGCCUCGAUGCUCCAUGUCACCCUGUGCCUCCUGGUACUUGACGGCCCAGCCGAGGUGGCAGCUGCAGCCGAGAUCCUCCGCAGGUUCGCCCAGCUGGAUCGCAACCCGCCCGUGGCGGUUACCUUUCCAAGGAAGCUGAAGCAUUUCAAUGGCAAGGUGCUUUACCUGAGCCCCAGCCCUCGGCUGUCCCUCCACCAGCUGAACUCAGGCCUGCAGGAGGCCUACAGGAAGGAGGGCUGGCUGCACAGGCAGUCCUACAAUCCACAGUACCACCUCACUCUGGCCAAGGUAGACAAAAGUGAGGAGGAGAGGAUUUUUGAAGGAGUUGGGGACUUGAAGGUGGGGAAGGGUUUGAAUUUUGGUCGACUACCAGUUAACACCUUACAUCUCUGUAACAUGGGAGGCUCCGGACUGAACGGUUUUUAUGAUAUUGUUUGCACAGUUACUCUUCGGUAAGGAAAGUGCACUUCAUUACAUGAAUGAAUCUCACUCUAUCCAGCAGUGCAUAAAUAGUGUGUAGUGUCAAAGUGGUUUGGUGCAAUAGGGUGUUUACUUCCUUUAUCUUUGAAUAAUCACUUUAGACUUAUUCAUUCAAAAGCUGAAGCUUACUCAGUCUUUUUAUCAAUUUUAAUUAUAUAAAUUGUACUUUAUUGUGUAUGUUCCACUAAAUUACCACAAGCUCAUAAUUUAAAUGCUCAGGGCUCUUUUCAUAUUUUUAUAUCACUGUGGCUUGAAUUCAAGAAAUGUUAUAAGACUGCCAAAGAAAUAACAAGUUUAGAUUUAUUUUCAAUUAGUGCAAUUUUAAAUUAGAGCUGAAGGGGAGACAUUUUGCAAGGAUUUUUUCUGUUUAGUUUUAAAGGUGUAACGAAUAAAUGAAGGGGAGAGAAAAGGUGUGAAACAUGAAAGUUUCCCACAAUAUGGUGAAUAUCCACGCCCAGUCAAAGACUGUGAAUAUAAAAGGAACACAAAAACAACAAACUUUAGACUUUAUUGGAAGUUUCAUUAAGGAAGUCACUAAAAUGUGUUACUGUAGCAAAAGCAGGUCUGAUUUUUCUGAACGUAAUGAUGUCUUAAUUUAAAUUAUAAUGUAUAAAGAAAGACGUUUACAGAAAGAUGCUAAGUUAUAGAAACAAAUAUGCUUUUUAUUAGAGCUUAGAUCACUUGUUAGACGUUUCAAAAAGUCUAUGCAUUGUUCUCAAGAUAAAAACAAUCCCACUAAAGUUUGGAAAUUCCCAUCAGAGUCUGCACAUAUCAAGCUGUUUGGUUUCUGGCACAGGAAUCUGUUUGAAAUAAUGGGGACAUGAUGGUGUUACUCAAUUGUUUGAGAAUUAAGCUUUUAACUUUGAGGAUGUAAUCUAAAAAUUACAGAAAUAAAUCACUAGAAGGUUAUAUGCAAAGUAUGGUUUCUGUCUAAAUUUAAAGGAUGUGUUCUAUGUGGAUGAUGGUUCUAGCGCUUGGCUAAUAAAAGAAUGUUUCUCAUUGGAAGGCUUUUUAAAUUUAAUAAUCAAACAUGUAUUAUGUUCUUUUUUUUGAAUAAUUUGAUCAUUAAUAUUGUGUAAUACUGUGUCUAACAAGAGCAAUGACUUUUUAUUCUUCUACCAAUUAUUACAACUGCUAGUUUGCUUUUCCAAUUAAACACUAAAUGAAUGAUUUUUAAGA